AUGCAUACGCAUUCAGUGUCCAUCGCACUAGAUCCGCCACUGCCUAAGAAAAUUUGCGAUGUUGUUUUUUAAUUUCAAUUGUUCAUAGGCUUUGGAAUUCAAUGCGAAAUCUCUCAUCUUUUUUGCAUUUUGUAGGAGUUACCUCACGGGUUUCAAAUUGUGGACACGUUGUCGGUGGUGGCAAGAAUACUACUGACAAUUUAGUCAAUUCUUCGAAACUCCAAGAUUUCGAGUCGAAGAGAACAAUAACAACAACAACAACAACAUUAAUUCCUGAAUAAUCGUGCAAGUCCUCUAGAAUCUUCUAGAAACCAAGGAACACUUGCAAAUACUUUAGGGAAAAGCUAAAUGGAUUCAAUUAGCACAACUCCUGUUCCAACUUCUGACAUUCCUAUUAAUCAGGGUAACAAUCGGGCAAUGUCUCAUAGGCUUUCCGCCCGCUUUCCUUCAUCAAAAGAUGCCACUUACCCUGAUGACAUAGUUAACGAAUUCGGUCACUCACCAUUAUCUGGAUCGAGACGAGGGAUGGAAACAGGCACGAGGAGCAGGACGUUGAAUAGAAAUUCAAGUAAAGCUCAUAGAGGUAGCACGAGCGCGAAAUUUGACCCUUCAAUGUCAAUGAAAAGAUCGGGCAUACAUAGCGAGGACGAAGAGGAGGAGUCAGAAGAAGACGAAAAUGAGGAAGAAAGCGUGGAAGACGGAGAUGAAAGUACGAAAGAGGGAGGGGAGGAGCCAGUGAGAAUGUCAUUGAUGGCAUUGUUAGCAGAGUCUGAGGGGUCAUCGUACAUGAUGGGAGAGGACGAGGACGAGGAUGAGGACGAUGGUGGUGGCGAUGUUGGUGGAGGAGAAUUAAACAAUUGUUGUGUUUGCCAAGUAAGACACAAAGGUGCUGCAUUUGUACCUUGUGGGCACUCAUUUUGCAGGUUAUGUUCAAGGGAGCUUUGGGUUGAAGGAGGUAAUUGCCCACUUUGCAACAAUUUCAUAUUGGAAAUUCUUGACAUUUUCUGAUCACUUCAUCAAAUGUUGAUCCAGUAAUUUUCACAUAUUCAGAGUUGCUCUAUAAAUUUUGUCACCUUAGAUUUGUGUUGUUGUUUCUUUUUAUUUUUUCUUUUGCAUUUCUUCUUGUUUGUGGGAGGUAGAAAUGUAUCUAGUAAUUGAAGUUAAUGAAUACAGACUAUUACUGCACCUACUAACUUUUUAUCGCAAGAACAUGAACAUUUGGUCCUACUUUGGUCUUACUUUCACAGCGUGUCGUUUAGGAAA
Messenger RNA from Lycium ferocissimum, 1263 nucleotides. RefSeq lists its product as uncharacterized. The transcript has a single exon. NCBI's taxonomy places the organism in Eukaryota, Viridiplantae, Streptophyta, Magnoliopsida, Solanales, Solanaceae. Bases 349 to 1008 code for a protein of 219 amino acids. The record is from RefSeq and is a predicted model, not a curated record.